CACUCGCCGUGAUAACAUACCACAGAAAACAACACAGGUAAUAUGGAUCGUUUCUGUAGUGUAUGUGGUGCAAGAAAACGACUUAACUUCGAUUUUUCAAUAGAGAAAUGUGAAAAAUGUAACCAAAUGCCGCACAUUCUCUCAUUUGAAUUGAAAUCAAGCAAUGUUUUACGUUGUUCAGUGUGCGUGUCGUACAUUUGCGAGUCAAAUAGAUAUUGUGAAAUAUGUGGCCAUACCGUAGAACGUAGUAAAAUAAUUAGAAGCAAACGGGCAAUUGAAAACCGCGACAUGAUUCGCGUAAAAAAAAAUCAGGCUUUAGAAAGAAGAAGAGAAACUCGCAAUAUGGUAAAAGCUGAAACAAUUACAUCUUUAUCAACAUCGCAUUUAGAUGAGUCAUUAGAGCAGGCUGAUGUAAAUAAAUCGUUUGCAACUGAUGGUGAGGGCGACAUUUUAUUCAGUCAGCUGCGUGAUGAAGAUCUCGCCAACGACGUAAACAACGGCAACGAUAAGAAAGAAACACAUUUAGAGGAGGUGUGUGAUAUAGAAAAGGACGCCGAUGUAAAGGAUAAAAAAGAAGAAAACAAUUAAAAAAUAUUUUUGUGUUUUAUUCAGUAUAUUUUUACCUUAACUUGUUAUAAGAAAAACAUAUUUUUAGUUUAGGUAAUAAUCAAUUAUAUCUAACUUAAAAAUAAAACUUACAGCAAAAAAUGCCAAAUACGCAUAACGGGCGAU
Messenger RNA from Photinus pyralis (common eastern firefly), 732 nucleotides. RefSeq lists its product as uncharacterized. The transcript is spliced from 2 exons. The coding region runs from base 43 to 588 and encodes 181 amino acids. The record is from RefSeq and is a predicted model, not a curated record. Lineage: Eukaryota; Metazoa; Arthropoda; Insecta; Coleoptera; Lampyridae.